Messenger RNA from Clunio marinus, 1083 nucleotides. NCBI's taxonomy places the organism in Eukaryota, Metazoa, Arthropoda, Insecta, Diptera, Chironomidae. The record is from the annotation of a GenBank genome assembly.
AUGAACUUCAUGGAAUUGCCUGAGAAUUUAAUUUUAAAGAUCUUUGAAUGGUUGACAAUUUGUGACCUUAACAACAUUGCAUUAGUCUCUAAAGAUCUUUAUAAAAUUGUUGGAAAUAUUUUGGUUGAUUUUAGACUCAAAGAAGGUAAGAAAGAAAUAAUUAAAAGUAAUAAAAUUCAUCUGACACUUCCGCUGUUCAUAAAGUUCUCACAUGACGAAAAUGUCAACAGCUUAAUGACAACAAAGCGAAAAUUCUUCAACAUCUCAGUUCGUAACUUAAGCUCGGAAAGUAAAGACAUCAAGAAUGUCAAGAAACUUCUCUUAGCAUUUAAAAAGUUUGCUUCAGAAGUCGAGAAAUUUGAAAUUAGUUGCAACCUGGUCGCGAAUGACAUUCUCAUGAUUUUGUCAAUGGCAAAUAAGAUUGAAUAUCUGGAAAUAAGAAAAUUAGACAAUAGCAAUGGGCGACAACUCUUGACUUCUACACAUGUUAACAUUAUGAAGUUACUAAAGAAAUUACGUCAUUUAUGUGUCAUUGAAUGCGACGAUGAAGUUGGAAAAAUUUUCAUAAAACUCCCAAGAAAUUGCCUUGAAAGUUUGGAAUUUCAUAAUGUUUCAAAUGAAGUCGUUUCCAAAGUUAUUUUAAAUCAACAUCAAUUAAAAACACUCAGUGUUUUAAUAUCUCAUGAAAAGAAUGUUUAUUUGUUAAGUUCAAUCGCCGAGUUAUCAUUGGAGACGCUCAAGCUUUAUUUCACGUAUUUCAAAAUUAAUCAAGUGGAGAAUUUGAUCAGUAAAACGACGAUAAACAUCCUGAAAUCUCAGAAGAAUCUUAAAAUUCUCUCACUUGUCUCGUUUAAUUUUUCAACUGAAGUUUUCAAGGAAAUUGGAGAAAUGCAAUUAAGAAUCCUCGCGAUUGCUUCACCAGCAGAAGAUCCACGAAAGUUUAGAAAGCUUUUUCAAUCACGAACAUUAGAAACGUUGACAAUUUUUGGACUUUCAAGACUUUCACCAAUGUUUCAUGAAAUCUAUGUUGAUUGUUCAAAACCAACAUUAAAAAUCUUCAAAUAUCUUUUCAUUGAUGCUUAA